Molecule: messenger RNA, 610 nt
Organism: Gamsiella multidivaricata
Lineage: Eukaryota; Fungi; Mortierellomycota; Mortierellomycetes; Mortierellales; Mortierellaceae
Exons: 4
Coding region: 103-390 (95 amino acids)
Source: RefSeq, a predicted model, not a curated record
CCGGAAUCAGCUCCACAUCUCUUCAUCCGUCCCCUUCUCUCUCUCACUCUCUCUUCUCGCAUUGCAUCAGGUCUCCCCCUGCUACAGACAUUUUUCACAGCCAUGCCAAAGCUCAACCUCAACAAGCCCUCGCACAUCAUGCUCGCUUGGGCAGGCCUGACCAUCACCGGCUUCACCUGUUACGCCCUGACAAAGACUGAGAUUUAUCUCCGUCGCCGCGAAUACGCCGCACCCUCUAGCACCAUCCCCGCCAAAGCAACCGAAGUCUCAUGGGAAGAAAGGAUCGCGAUGGACGAGGCCAACGCGGCACGGAAGGGCUACAGCGUCAACUACCGCGAUAUCCAUAAGGCCGCCUCGGAAGCAUCAGCGUCAGAAGACGCCAGUAAUUGAAUAGAUUUUCUUUAUAUCCCACCGCCUGCGACCUUGUCAAAUAAAAAAAUCGAUCGUACUUGACUGACAAGGCGUUGCGAAGAGUUCAUUGAGGGUGUUUUUUUUUGUUCUUUUUUAUUAUAUUACAUGACAAGAAAACAGACAAGAGACAAGAAAAAAGAAAUGAAGGAGGAAAAAAAAAAAGAUAAAUAAAUGGAUAAAAAAAAAAAAGAACCAAAAA